CUGGCAGCACGAGAGAGCCAGCCAAACAAACAGUGACACAGAGUGCGCACUUCCUGGUAGCUGGUCGUUCAUCGGCUCUGUUGUUGUGAGCUUGGUAAAUGGAGGGACUACGAUGAAACUGCAAUUUUUAUGGGAAUACUAAUAGCAAUCGUUGCUGACAAUAUUGGCGUGGUGGUAAACACACCGGGAACGGUGUCUUGACGUCUCCAAACACUGCAUGAGGCUGUUGGUGGAAUGUCGCUGAGCUCAGGCGGGUGGACUACUCACACCCCACCGCCGGACCCGUCCUCAUCUAUCCCUGGCUAUGGGGCCUCACAAACUGGCUGCCAUACCGUCUUGAUGUCGGUACGGGUAUCAGUUUGCCAUUCUGGUAUUCGGCCGCUGUGUCUUCCUGGGGCAGGUGAUGAGUCACUCCGUCUACAGCUCAGUAUGGACCCCGGGAAGUCCGGGGAAUUCCGUCUCACGCUACGGGACACCAGCGGAACAACGGGUCGGAGUGUGGUAAGAGAGAGAAAGUCCAUUGCAGAGUUUGACCUGAGGUCGGUGCACUAUGAGGUGAAAUCGCCAAAAUGCCACGAGCUGAGUUUGUUCAUGCCCCCUCACGACCGCAUCAGCUUCAACUUCCGCUGCGAGCAGGAGGCUCAGGAGUGGGCCACCGUGGUGAUAUCAUCACUCAGAGAGGCACACAGGGUGUCCGACAGCCCCCCCACCGAUGACCGACAACUUCCUCUGGAGGCCUUGGAGACACCCAGCUCCGCUUCCUUACCACGCACAGAGGAGAUGUGUGCUGAGCUGACCAGGGCCAUCGAGGCUGGUGACAUCCAGGCGGCCUCUAUCUACGCUGCCACCCUGGCUCGUCAGCAGGCAGAGCUGAAGAUCCAGCCCUCUGAGAGGAGCUACGGAGACACGGAGCUUAGCUUGGCUGUAGUGGUCGAAGAUUCUUCGUCUUCCUGUUGUGUCACAGUGAAAGUCCCCCCCCACGCGACCAUCGCAAUACUCAAGCAGCAGGUAUUCCUGGAGUAUGGCUUCCAUCCGCGGGUGCAGCGCUGGGUGAUUGGCCAAUGUCUGUGUGCUGACCAGCGCUCUCUCGCGUCCUACGGGGUGCGUAGGGAUGGAGACACGGCCUUCCUGUACCUCCUCUCUGCCCGCCACGCCCGUCUCACACGGCAGCUGCUCCAGCAGGACCAGGAAAGAGCCCUCCUCACCCCCGCUACCCCUCCUCUUGAGACCCCAAGCAACGGCCCCACAUCCCAGGACUGGAGGGGUUACAGCACCCUGCCCCCCAGACUGAGCCACAGCAGCAUGGGUUCAAAUGGAGCGGGGCCAAAUGGAGCCGGGGCAGAGAGGCUGAACAUCAGUGAAAUCAAAGACCUCAUCAACCUGGAGAUGCCGCAACUCAACAAAGCACUUACCCCUAAGAAAUCAGGGAGUCAGGGUUGGGCCUGCCCCUCUUGCACGUACAUAAACAAGCCCACACGGCCUGGCUGUGAGAUCUGCAGUACAGACCGUCCAGAGAGCUAUACUGUUCCCGGGAGCUACAAACCAGACCCUCUGGAGCUUCACCGCAUACAGCAGGAGAAAGAAGCUGUCCGACAGUACCAGCAGGCGAGGGAAGCAGAGCGGAGGGAAAACUUUGCCCGGCUGGUGAUGUUGGAUGGAAAGGACCUGGUGCCCAACCCAGAUGCUGUGGACUGUAGGAUCUGUUACCUGGACCUGCAGCCUGGGGAGGGAGUCCUGCUCAGAGAGUGUCUCCACUGUUUCUGCAGAGAUUGCCUGCGCUCAGUAGUCCUGAUGUGUGAGGACCCGGAGGUGGCCUGUCCGUACCGUGAUGACACGUACGCCUGUGACUGCACCCUGCAGGGGAGAGAGAUCAGAGCCUUGGUGUCGGAAGAGGAGUACGAGCGCUGGCUGCAGAGAGGCUUGUCUGUGGCAGAGUCUCGUUGUGAGGGCAGUUACCACUGUGCCAGCCCAGACUGUGCCGGGUGGUGUGUGUACGAGGACACCGUCAACGUGUUCCACUGCCCCGUCUGCAACAAGCACAACUGCCUGCUCUGCAAGGCGAUUCAUGAAGGAAUGGACUGUAAGCAGUACCAGGAUGACCUUACGACCCGUGCUGAGAACGACUCGGCAGCCCGCAGAACCAGAGAUCUGCUCAAGACCCUGGUCCUCUCCGGGGAGGCCAUGCACUGCCCACAGUGCGGCAUCAUCGUGCAGAAAAAGGAGGGCUGUGAUUGGCUGCGUUGCACUGUCUGUCACAGUGAGAUCUGCUGGGUCACCAGAGGGCCUCGCUGGGGGCCAGGGGGUCCGGGAGACACCAGCGGAGGCUGCCGCUGUAACAUCAACAACCAAAAAUGUCACCCAAAGUGUCAGAACUGCCACUGAGAAAGACAAUGAGGGAUGUGUGCAUUGAGAGUGAGAUAGGACAAAUGAAGUGUGUGUCACUCAAAGGUUUGAUGAUUGCACUGCACAUUUAGCUAUGCACGUUUUCUGUUGGUUUCUGUUCUCCCUUUAGGCUGUGUUUAGACAGUCAGCCCAAUUCUGAUAUUUUUUUUCACUCAUUUGUCUAUUGACCAAUCAGAUCAGCUCUGGAAAAUACCUGAUGUGAUUGGCCAAAAUACCAAUUAGUGAAAAAAAUAUCAAAAUUGGGUUGUUUGUCUCAAUGCAGCCAGAGUCAUGCAAUACUGUUCAGGGACACAUUAAACUAAGUGUACUUAACUUUUUCAGCCCUCAAAGCCAAAGUCUAAUGCUAAUGACUGCAUUCUGGGGUUGUAACAGAGAGCGUACUGUGUUCUAACUGGAUAUAAUGCCAUUUUUCUGCAUAGAAAAAGAACAAACAAUCUCUGUUUCAAACUGCAUUGCGUUGUGUGCCAAUUAAUAGCCAUUUUGAAAGUACAUGAGAGUUCAUGUGAAAUUACUACUUCUGCAUGUUUUUCUAUGUUUUAGCACCUCUGAAUGAAUGCCAGGCUCUGUCACGUAGAUCUGUUUCCAAGACUAAGUGUUCUAUUUUGUUCUAUUUAUUACUCACAGGCUCUGGUUACAGACAGACAAAUGUAUGAACGCCAAGAAAACACUUUCUAUCUGCCAGUUUUCAUGGAAUAAUCAGAUUUGCUCAGUAAAUGCUGUGUGCCAUAGUGCGUUUUUAAAACAGUUUGUCAAUAAAGCCACUCUAAACACAA
Molecule: messenger RNA, 3176 nt
Organism: Salvelinus fontinalis (brook trout)
Lineage: Eukaryota; Metazoa; Chordata; Actinopteri; Salmoniformes; Salmonidae
Gene: shrprbck1r
Product: sharpin and rbck1 related
Exons: 14
Coding region: 235-2382 (715 amino acids)
Biological process (GO): proteasome-mediated ubiquitin-dependent protein catabolic process; positive regulation of canonical NF-kappaB signal transduction; protein linear polyubiquitination
Cellular component (GO): LUBAC complex
Molecular function (GO): ubiquitin binding; ubiquitin-protein transferase activity
Source: RefSeq, a predicted model, not a curated record